AUGAAGUUUGGUCACGAUUUUAAAGAAUCUCUUCGGGCUCAAGACUUUCCCGCUCAUUGGGUUGAUCAUGCAAUUCCUUACAGUCAACUAAAGAAAUGUCUCAAGAAAGUCGCCCGAGAGUUGCAUGAACUCGGUCUUGACCCCGAGACGUUGCGCGAGCUUCUGAACCCCGACGCAACGUCCCCUGUGGCCCUGAAGUAUAAGCUCAACGACGGUACAGAUUCUCACCUGCGCCCGAAACUUACCGUCCAGGUCCAUCUUCAGGAUGGCGUACCUAUUGAUGCCUCGCUUGCACCCAACUCGCGCGACUUUCUCAACAGGAUUGCUAUUAAUUUGCCCCAGAACCAAUGGUCGCAUUCGCAGGCAACCGACAAAUCGCAAACCUUGAACGUUGUUGAAGACGCCACAGCACCCGAUACCGUUACAGACACUGCCGUUGUACCCUCCGCCGAAGCCAUCGAUGCACUUGCCAACGAAGCAAAUGAGAAGCUCGCUAUUUCGCUCGCCGACGAGAAAGUCAACGCCUCCAAGGAACCAACAAUCGAACCCGAGCAGAACGAACCACGCGCCGAAACUCCCCAGAAUGUUUCCGAUCAAGUUUCACCCGCUUCGCCCGCAGCCGAUGCGAUCACGGGGACCUACGAAAUCAUUGAAGUCCCUCUCACCUUCGAUGCCGAGUUCUUCGAGAUGCUCCAGAGCGAUGUGAACCAUCUGGAUGCCCUGCAAUCAGAGGAAGAGAAGACCAUGACUUCGGAGAUCGUUGCUCUAGGAAAAGAAGUCGAGCAAGUGGUCAAGCCCAAACGGUUUUCUAGGACUGACCUGGCACGUUGGCGACAAAUCUUUGAGCUUUACUUGGACGCUGAGAUCUUCUUCGCUACUCACGAGCAGGAUCAUGGUCACCGUACGAGCCAGAAAGCCUUGAAGCAGCUGGAGUGGUUCCAGGACCAGGUUGCCAAGCAGCACCUGGUUCAGGACUUCAAGCUCCCCGAGAGUAAGGUGGCCUUCACUCGCUUCAUCAACUUGAAUGCAUCUCUUCUCAAGAACAUGCAGUUCCAGGAGCUUAACAAGACUGCUGUUGCAAAAAUCCUCAAGAAAUUCGAUAAACGGACAGCGUUGGGCGUCGCGAGAAAGUUUCCUACCGUGGUACACUCCGACAAGCUCCUAGCGGGCACUAUUGCUCGAGACGUCUGCGCACAAAUGUCUCAAGAGCUUGUUUCCAAGGUCCCUCAGCUCAACGAUUAUCUUUGCCCUGUCUGUUUCUCGGUAGCAUACAUGCCCGUGCGUCUAGACUGUCAGCAUGUUUUCUGCAUCCGCUGUGUCAUCAAGAUCCAGCGCCGAAAGGAGAAGCAUUGCCCGCUAUGCAGGGCUGAUGUUGUCUUGAAAGCUUCCGCCAUGAACCUCGAUUAUGAACUUCAAAAGUAUAUGAAGAAGUACUUUGCCAAGGAAGUCAAAGAGAAGGAGAGGGCAAAUGAGAUUGAGCGUGGUAUUGAGGAUUACGGCCCUGGCUAUGUGCACCAGGAGUGUUGCAUAAUGUGA
This is a messenger RNA of Fusarium coffeatum, 1536 nucleotides long. RefSeq lists its product as uncharacterized. The coding region runs from base 1 to 1536 and encodes 511 amino acids. The record is from RefSeq and is a predicted model, not a curated record. NCBI's taxonomy places the organism in Eukaryota, Fungi, Ascomycota, Sordariomycetes, Hypocreales, Nectriaceae. The transcript has 4 exons.